Coccomyxa subellipsoidea C-169 is the source of this 1913-nucleotide messenger RNA. RefSeq names its product MFS general substrate transporter. The transcript has 13 exons. Bases 268 to 1851 code for a protein of 527 amino acids. The record is from RefSeq and is a predicted model, not a curated record. Lineage: Eukaryota; Viridiplantae; Chlorophyta; Trebouxiophyceae; Coccomyxaceae. Gene Ontology annotation, molecular function: transmembrane transporter activity. Gene Ontology annotation, biological process: transmembrane transport. Gene Ontology annotation, cellular component: membrane.
AAACAUUGAGGGAUGGUGCUUCUUCUAGCUAGACGUCCAGAUCGCGCCGCUUCGUGCUAGGGGCUCCACCACAACGAGAGCAGUCCUUGUUCGUCAUUCACGUGCGUGGGUAUCUGCGGUUUUGGGUCGUUGUCUAGGCAGAGUUGGGUCCUUUCUGGCGGGCAUCAGGCGAGACACACACGCUGGGGAAAUUUGCUGGCAGGGUGUGAACUCCUGGUGGGCUGAAGGAGAUCAGUGUCUCCCAGCUGGUACGGCGUUGGGGCCAACAUGGCGGUCCAAAUUGAAGCACCAGAAUCCCCAACAAAGCAUGCAGAUGGGGAGGUGGACGACAGGAAGGCACGCUGCAGGCAAGUCCGCACGACGGUGGCGCUCAUGCUCAGCUUCAUCGUGGAGAAGGCGGAUGAGAUGAUCCUUCCAGCAGCCUACAAGUUCAUUGGGCAAUCGUUGAACGCCACCCCUGCGCAGCUGGGCAGCAUCACGCUCACCCGCGCGCUAGUGCAGGCGCUUUCGUCUCCCCUAGGUGGGCUGCUGGGAGAUCGGUUGGACAGGACACACAUCAUUGCAUUUGGGUGCUUCCUGUGGGGAGUUAUGACGAUGGCCAUCGGCUUAUCUACCACCCUCACUCAGGCGAUGAGCUUCUCAGCGUGGAAUGGGCUUGGGUUGGCGUUAGUCAUCCCAUGCGUUCAGAGUCUUAUAGCAGACGUUUACUCCUCCACCACACGGGGACGAGCAUUUGGGCUGCUCUUCCUCACGUCAGGGCUUGGGGGUAUGGCGGGGGGUUUUUUUGCGACCAGCAUAGGCAGCCAGAAGCCGUUUGGGGUGGAUGGCUGGCGCUUUGCAUUCUUUGUCAUCGCUGGCAUCAGCGUGUGCACCGGCUUCCUCACCGCCUUCAUGGCCUCCGACCCCCGCAAGGGGGAGCUGAGGAAGUGCGGCGCGAACCGGCGGGAGUGCUUUGGGUGGCUCUGCCAGCGCAGCCGCGAGAUGGCGCGGGACAUUUACCUCGUGCUGCGCGUUCGCUCCUUCCAGAUCAUUGUCCUCCAGGGCAUAGUGGGGACGAUGCCGUGGGUGGCCAUGGGCUUCACGACGCUCUAUCUGCAGCUGCUCGGAUUCUCCGACAUAAAAGCCGCCACGCUCGUCGCCCUUUUCGGCCUUGGCUGCGCCCUUGGCAGCUUUGGCGGCGGCUAUAUCGGCGACAUGCUGACCAAGGCCUUCCCAAACUCGGGGCGCAUUAUGGCGGCGCAGUUCAGUGUUCUCAUGACCUUCCCCUGCACGCUCGUCAUCUACAAGUGCCUCCCAGUGACGGCCCCCGGCGGCAUGGACACCAUGGUUCUGCCCUACGCCGCGGUCUUCUUCUUCACCGGCCUCCUCAUCAGCUGGUCUGGGACAAACAACAGCGCAAUGUUUGCGGAGAUUGUGCCGGAGCAGCUGCGGUCGGCCGUGUACGCAUUCGACCGCUCCUUUGAGGGCGCCGUGGGAGCCACUGCCGCGCCACUAGUAGGUUUGGUGGCGGAGAAGGUGUUUGGGUUCCGAGGCUCGCUGGGGUCGGAGGCUGUGCCGGACGCGGCGCUGCAGCUGGCCAACGCGCACGCGCUCGGCAAUGCCAUGCUAGUGCUCUUACUGGCGCCCUGGGGCUUUGACUUCAUCUUCUACUGCGGGCUGUACUACACGCUGCCGAAGGACCGGGAGCGCAGCCGCACGCUGGGGCGGCUGCUGACGUACACGCAGUCGGACGCCAACCUGUGCGAGCUGGGCCGCAUCCCCGCGCCCGACAGCGACCAGACCGACUCCAACCUCGGCAAGCUCAGCAUGCCCAUGAAACGCUCCAGCAACCCCACCGAGUUUUUCUCUUGAACCUGCCCAGGCAGCGCCGCCACAUCAGACCGGGCUUUCUGAGGAGGCUCAACUGCAAGAUC